AUGGCCUCGAAAUCAUCUCACCGUGCCCUUCGGCAAAGUCUUCUGGGAUUUAAUGCCCGAUGGAAACAACCGUCCGCUUUCCAAAUUCUGAGGAAUAAUUUGAACGGCCACCGACUGAGCCAUGGUCAAGGUUCUGCCGUCUCCAGUACUUCAUAUACGCCCGAGCAAGCCGCGAUAUUAUCGGCUGCCCUGAGCCAUGUACCCUCACAGGGUUUCACUGAUUCCGCUUUACUCUCCGGGGUCAAGGAAGCGGGGUACUUGGAUGUUACCACUAAUUUAUUUCCUCAAGGCCCCUUUGAUAUCGUCAAGUAUCAUCUAGUCACUCAAAGAGAGGGAUUAAGCAAAUAUGCAGGAUCCGAGGAAUGGAAAGAUUUACAAGCUACAAACCCAAGAUUUGGGACCACCAGCAAAAUCAGAGCCCUUUGCAUCGAACGAUUAAAACAGAACAAAGAUGUUAUACGUCGUUGGCCAGAGGCAGUUGCUCUUAUGAAAUAUCCAACCAAUCUACAAUCGUCUACAUCCGAACUAUUUAGCCUAGCAGAUACCAUGUGGAAUAUCGCGGGAGACAAAGAAGUCGAUGUAUCUUGGUAUACUAAACGAGGUAUCUUGUCAGGCAUCUAUGCAGCAACUGAAGUUUACAUGACCCAAGACAAGUCGGAUCGUUUCACAAAUACUUGGGCUUUCCUUGACGAGAGGCUAGCCGAUAGCGCAUCUGUGGGAUCUACUGUCGGCCGGGUGGGACAGUACCUUGACUACGCCCGUUACAACGUCGUCAAUGUUCUGAGAAGCAAAGGUGUUAAGAUCUAA
Orbilia oligospora ATCC 24927 is the source of this 807-nucleotide messenger RNA. RefSeq lists its product as uncharacterized. The transcript has 3 exons. Lineage: Eukaryota; Fungi; Ascomycota; Orbiliomycetes; Orbiliales; Orbiliaceae. Gene Ontology annotation, cellular component: mitochondrial inner membrane. Gene Ontology annotation, molecular function: lipid binding. The coding region runs from base 1 to 807 and encodes 268 amino acids. Gene Ontology annotation, biological process: ubiquinone biosynthetic process. The record is from RefSeq and is a predicted model, not a curated record.